Propithecus coquereli (Coquerel's sifaka) is the source of this 3579-nucleotide messenger RNA. Its product is annotated as contactin-associated protein-like 3. The coding region runs from base 1 to 3579 and encodes 1192 amino acids. NCBI's taxonomy places the organism in Eukaryota, Metazoa, Chordata, Mammalia, Primates, Indriidae. The transcript has 21 exons. The record is from RefSeq and is a predicted model, not a curated record.
AUGAAAGAGCCAGAGGAUUCAGACUGCCCUCCAUCUACUCCAUGGCUGCACCGAGGCUACAAGAUCCUGAUGGGAAGCUCCCAUGGCCCCGUAGUUCUCCUAAGGAGUCCAGCUUGGAAGCCAGGAGUCACAGAGGACAAGCUCCCAUGGGACCUACAAGCUGCCUGUGGACCCAAGGAUGUAAGGAAGGUUCAGCGAUGGGAAAGUCUGAGCCCUAGUAAAAACAUUGAUGCUAUUCCAUACUUAACUGAAUCUGCAAGAUAUGAGUGUGGAGCUGAAAAGGGAUCUGAGGUGGCUUAUUUUGAUGGACAAAGUGCUCUGUUGUACAGAUUUGAUAAAAAAUCCAUAAAGCCAAUAAGGGAUGUUAUUUCUUUGAAAUUUAAAGCCAUGCAGAGCAGUGGAAUUCUACUCCACAGAGAAGGACAAUAUGGGAAUCACAUCACUCUGGAAUUAAUUAAAGGAAAGCUUGUCUUUUUGCUUAAUUCAGGCAAUGCUAACCUGUCCCCCACUAAUGCUCCCGUGAACCUCACCCUGGGCAGCCUGCUGGACGACCAGCACUGGCACUCCGUCCUCAUCGAGCGCCUCAACGCGGAGGCCAAUGUCACCGUGGACAAACACGCUCAUCAUUUCCAUACAAAGGGAGGAUCCAGUUACUUGGAUCUUAAUUUUGAGAUCAGCUUUGGGGGAAUUCCGACACCUGGAAGAUCACGUAAAAGCUUUCAUGGGUGUUUAGAAAAUCUUUAUUAUAAUGGAGUGGAUAUCAUUGAAUUAGUCAAGACACACAAACCACAGAUCCGCAUUAUGGGAAAUGUGUCCUUCUCAUGUCCACAGCCACAGACUGUCCCUGUGACUUUUCUGAGCUCCAGGAGUUUUCUGGCCCUGCCGGGCAACUCCGGGGAUGACAAAGUGUUUGUCACUUUUCAAUUUCGAACAUGGAACAGAGCAGGACGUUUGCUUUCUGGCGAACUUCGACGUGGUGCAGAGAGUUUUGUUCUCUUUCUUCAGGAUGGAAAACUGAAACUGAGUCUCUCCCAGCUGGGACAGUCAUGGAGGAACGUCACAGCAGGUGCUGCCUUAAACGAUGGGCAGUGGCAUUCUGUGUCCUUAUCUGCUAAGUGGAGCCAUGUGGGUGUGGCAGUGGAUGAUGACGCAGCUAUUCAAUCCCUGGUGGCUGUGCUGAUCGAUUCAGGUGACACGUAUUAUUUUGGAGGCUGUCCGGACAACAGCUCUGGCUCUGGAUGUGAAGGUCCCCUGCAAGGGUUUCAGGGCUGCCUGAGGCUCAUCUCCAUUGGGGACGAAGCGGUGGAUCCCAUCUCGGUACAGCAGGGGGCGCUGGGGCGGUUCCGUGAUCUCCAAAUAGACUCCUGCGGCAUCACAGACAGGUGCUUGCCCAGCUACUGUGAGCAUGGGGGUGAAUGUUCCCAGUCGUGGGACACCUUCUCCUGUGACUGUCUGGGCACAGGCUACACAGGCGAGACCUGCCAUUCCUCUCUCUACGAGCAGUCUUGCGAAGCCUACAAGCACAAAGGGAACCCUUCUGGGCUUUACUACAUUGACGCAGAUGGAAGCGGCCCCCUGGGACCAUUUCUUGUGUACUGCAAUAUGACAGCGGACGCGGCGUGGACCGUGGUGCGGCACAGCGGCCCCGACGGCGUGACGGUGCGAGGCGCGGCGGCCUCCUUCGCGUACGCGGCCGGCGCGGGGCAGCUGCGGGCCGCCGUGGGCCCGGCCGAGCGCUGUGAGCAGCGGCUGGCUCUGCGCUGCGGGACGGCGCGGCGCCCGGACGCGCGAGAUGGAACCCCCCUGAGCUGGCGGGUUGGAAGAACCAAUGAAACACACACUCAUCGGGAAGGUUCUCUGCCUGAUGCUCAAAAGUGUACUUGUGGAUCAGAAGGGAACUGCAUUGAUUCUCAAUAUUACUGCAACUGUGAUGCUGGCCGGAAUGAAUGGACCAGUGACACAAUAGUCCUUUCCCAAAAGGAGCACCUGCCGGUCACUCAGGUUGUGAUGACAGACACAGGCCGACUGCAUUCAGAAGCAGCUUAUAGCCUGGGGCCGCUGCUCUGCCAGGGGGACAAGUCAUUUUGGAAUUCAGCUUCCUUCAACACGGAGACUUCAUACCUUCAUUUCCCUACUUUCCAUGGAGAACUUACUGCUGAUGUGAGUUUCUUUUUUAAGACCACAGUUUCCUCUGGUGUGUUCAUGGAAAACCUGGGGAUCACGGACUUUAUCAGGAUCGAGCUGCGUGCUCCCACUGACGUGACCUUUUCCUUCGAUGUGGGGAAUGGGCCUUGUGAGGUUACGGUGCAGUCACCCACUCUCUUUAAUGACAAUCGGUGGCACCACUUGAGAGCAGAAAGGAACGUCAAAGGAGCGUCUCUUCAAGUAGACCAACUCCCUCAAAAGAUGCAACCUGCCCCUGUGAAUGGGCACGUCCGUUUACAGCUCAACAGCCAGCUCUUCAUUGGGGGCACAGCCACCAGACAGAGAGGCUUUCUGGGCUGCAUUAGGUCUCUGCGACUGAACGGGAUGGCGGUGGAUCUGGAGGAGAGAGCCACAGUGACGCCAGGGGUGGAGCCGGGGUGUGCAGGACACUGCAGCAGCUAUGGACACUUGUGUCGCAAUGGCGGCAGAUGUAGAGAGAAACGCAGAGGGAUCGCUUGUGACUGUGCCUUCUCUGCCUACGACGGGCCGUUCUGCGCAGAUGAGAUUUCUGCAUAUUUUGAAACUGGCUCCUCGAUGACCUAUAAUUUUCAAGAACAUCACAUCUUAAGUGAAAACUCCAGCGCCCUUGCUUCUUCAUUACAUAGGGAUGCGACCUUGACCAGGGAAAUGAUCACACUGAGCUUCCGAACCACACGAACUCCGAGCUUAUUGCUGUAUGUGAGCUCUUUCUAUGAGGAAUACCUUUCAAUUAUCCUCGCCAACAAUGGAAGUUUUCAGAUUAGGUACAAACUAGACAGACAUCAAGAUCCUGACGCAUUUAAUUUUGAUUUUAAAAACAUGGCUGAUGGGCACCUUCACCAGGUGAAGAUUAGCAGAGAAGAAGCAGUGGUCAUGGUAGAGGUUAACCAGAGUGCAAAGAAACAAGUCAUCUUGUCCUCGGGUACAGAAUUCAACGCUGUCAAAUCCCUCAUAUUGGGAAUGGUUUUAGAGCCCCCCGGCGCGGACCCGGACACGCGGCGGGCAGCAGCGCGCGGCUUCACCGGCUGCCUCUCGGCGGUGCGCUUCGGCCGCGCCGCUCCCCUGAAGGCGGCGCUGCGCCCGGGCGGCCCCGCCAGGGUCACCGUCCGCGGCCACGUGGUCGCCGCGUCCCGCUGCGCGGCGGAGGCGGGGUCCGGCUCCCCGGCGCGGGAACUGGCUCCCUGGCUCGCGGGGGGCGCAGGCCGUUCUGGACCAACAGACGAGGGAGAGCCCUUACCUAACGCAGACGGAAAUGACUCUGCAGUCAUCGGAGGUGUCAUAGCAGUUGUGAUAUUUAUUUUGCUCUGUAUCACUGCCAUAGCCGUACGAAUUUAUCAACAGAGAAAGUUACGCAAAGAAAAUGAGUCGAAAAUCUCCAAAAAGGAAGAGUGCUAA